UUCCAGAAAUCCUGGAAUGACGGCUAUGAUGCCGCACAUCAGCUGUACCUCAACGAUCAGUUUGAAGAAACAUUGAAGCUUAUCGACAAAGAUCUGGAGGACACGUCGUGCCCCCCAAUCAGCCGCGCGCACCUUCUUCUGCUGGCUUCGCUAUGUCACAAGGAAUUUGACGCUCAGAUGGAUCGUGUGAGUCGCCCUACUAAUCGUCCUGUAAAUCAUCUCUGACCAUGUUGAUAGCUCGUGGCCGCGAGAAAGGUUUACGAGACGAUGAUGAAGAAUUAUGCCUUCGGCAGCAACAAAUCAAAAGACAAGCUCCUCGAAAAUCUUCGCAAGGACCUCGAAGAUGCCGAGAAGAGAUUGGAUGAAGCGCGCCCUGGACGAUCCCUGUUCCGUAGGGACAUCGACAAAGUGACAGAUCGAUUGGCAGACAUGCAAGCGGACAACGCCACAAACUUUACGGAAAUUAAGGAUGGAGUCGUCCGUCUCGCCGACAUUGUGGGCCCAGAAUUUCAACGACUACCCGGACAAAUCCUAGGAAUGAAGGAGGAUCUGGAAGGUAGGUUGCUAGCCCUGGAUGACAUUUUGGCGAGCUUCGUCGAAAUCAAAACGGUCGAGGACGAGAAAAGGAUGUCAACGGCCGCGGUCAAGAAACAUUAUCAAGAUGAGAUCACCGAUCUCAAGAAGGAGAACAGCGAUCUCAAGGAGGAGAUCAAUGGUCUCAAGGAGAUGAUCAACUCCCAAAGCGCUCAGAUCAGCUCUCAGAACGCUCGAAUCAACUCGUUGGAGAAGCAGGCGGAAGAACGUAUCCGCGCCACAAUGAGAGCGCUGACUCAAUCUCUAUCUUCUUCGCCAAUCAAAAAGACCGAGAGCUAUGCCACAGGGGCGUCGAAAGACCCGACCAUCAAUCAUUCGCCUGAGGAGUUUGCCGAGCAACGGCUAAAGAUCGAUUCUUUGAAAGCCAAGUUGAGCUCUGUGGAGGCGAAGCUUGAGGCUCAUAAGCAGAAGAACUCACUCAUCAUCAAAAACCUUAUGACUGCCCAGGAAUUUGAACCACCGACGCCGGCCAAACCCAACACAGCGGCAACAUCUGGAGAGAUCGAAGAGGCAGCCACGGCGGGCGCCGAGGCUGAAGCUCCUUUCACGCCGACCAGGCAGAUCAAGAGAGAUCAGAAAGCCGCCGCUCCAGCCGUGUCAUCCGACGCCCAAGAGAGCGCAAAGGCCGCCGUUCUCAGCACUAUCCCGGAAGCGCCAGCGCUGCCUGCAGAAAUCACUGCCAACGAGCCUGUCGACGUUUUUAGCUCAAAGUCAGGUGCUGGACCGGAGCGAGGUGUAAGUUAAUUCGAGCUCCAAGAUAUAAAUUUCAUGCUGACAAUCGAACGCAUCGCAGGAGAGCUCAGGCAAGAAGAGGAAGACCGGCGGCAUCGCUAGGAAAUUGAUGAGAAGCGUGAGGAGUGCCUUCCAUAUUCCCAAUAGUACUUCACAGACUAAGCUUGCCAAGUUCGACGACGGAGAGGCCGAGGGACCUGCCUCGAGCGUGGCACCUCUCAAUUAGUCACGCGAUUUUGUCGGGAAUAUCGUUCUCGCUGAAUUUAGGU
Messenger RNA from Dissoconium aciculare CBS 342.82, 1595 nucleotides. RefSeq lists its product as uncharacterized. The transcript has a single exon. The record is from RefSeq and is a predicted model, not a curated record. Bases 268 to 1338 code for a protein of 356 amino acids. Lineage: Eukaryota; Fungi; Ascomycota; Dothideomycetes; Mycosphaerellales; Dissoconiaceae.